This is a messenger RNA of Penicillium angulare, 1968 nucleotides long. RefSeq names its product putative alpha-L-rhamnosidase A. NCBI's taxonomy places the organism in Eukaryota, Fungi, Ascomycota, Eurotiomycetes, Eurotiales, Aspergillaceae. The transcript is spliced from 2 exons. Bases 1 to 1968 code for a protein of 655 amino acids. Gene Ontology annotation, biological process: carbohydrate metabolic process. The record is from RefSeq and is a predicted model, not a curated record.
AUGCUUUUGCUGACUUCUUUACUGCUUCCGCUGGCAGCGGUGGCUAGUGUGCCAUAUGAAGAGUACAUUCUGGCUCCAAGUUCCCGGGACCUGAUCCCCACUUCGGUCGUUGGGCUCAAUGGGUCAGUGACAAAUCCGAAGUCCUUAACACAGACUUCUGGUGCGGGUACUACAUUCAAAGGCAUCUCCUCUGUUACCUACGAUUUUGGCAAGAACAUUGCUGGUCUGGUAUCGUUGGAUGUCAGCUCUGCCUCGUCCUCAGCAGCCUUUCUGGGCGUUACAUUCACUGAAUCCAAUCUCUGGAUCAGUAGCGAGUACUCGGAUGCUACUGGGAACUCAGGAUACGACUCUCCAUUAUGGUUCAAUGUCGGAAAGGGACCUGGAACAUAUACACCUGAAGCUAAAUAUCAGCGUGGUGGCUUCCGUUAUCUCACGGUUGUGAGCAACACGACUGCGACUGUUGCGCUGAAAUCCCUUCACAUCAAUUUCACUGCAGCGCCAACUCAGAGUCUCAGAGAUUAUAAGGGAUGGUUCCACUCUGACGAUGAACUGAUUGAUAGAAUCUGGUAUGCGGGUGCAUAUACGAAUCAGCUGUGUACUAUUGAUCCUAAAUAUGGAGAUGCUAUCACGUCCCAAGCUGGGGAUAUUACUUUACCACAGACAAACCCUUGGUACAGUAACCAGACCAUCGCAAAUGGGAGCAGUACUAUCACCGAUGGAGCUAAGCGCGACCGACUCGUUUGGCCUGGAGAUAUGGCUAUCUCGCUUGAAAGUAUUGCUGUCAGCACAGGUGAUUUGUAUAGUAUUCGGAUGGGUCUCGAGUCAUUGUUCGCCUUGCAACAACCUGAUGGUCAACUUCCCUAUGCAGGUGCACCUCUUGGCAUUGCUGUGAGCUACACAUAUCAUCUUCAUAACCUGAUUGGUCUCUCUUUCCUGUACCGAUACUCAGGCGACACAAACUGGCUUUCCAGCUACUGGGAUCAAUACGUUCUCGGAGUCAAAUGGGCCUUGGAGUCGGUUGAUAGUUCUGGUCUGGCCAAUGUCACUUUGAGUGCUGACUGGCUUCGCUUUGGAAUGGGAGCGCAUAACAUCGAAGCCAACGCAAUCCUCUACUUUGUCCUCCAAGACGCUCAGAACUUAGCACAAGAUCUGAACCAAACAUCGAUGGCAACGCAAUGGGCCAGCACCGCAGCUGGCAUCAAAUCCGCCGCCAACAAGCUCCUCUGGGAUUCUUCUGCAGGAUUAUAUCGCGAUAACCAAACCACAACACUCCAUCCACAAGAUGGCAACGCCUGGGCCGUCAAGGCAAACCUGACACUCUCUACAUCUCAAAGCUUAACAAUCUCCAAAGCUCUAAAAGCCCGCUGGGGUAAAUACGGUGCACCAGCGCCCGAAGCCGGCGCAACCAUCUCCCCCUUCAUCGGCGGCUUCGAGCUCCAAGCACACUAUCUAGCUGGUCGACCUGAUGCAGCACUUGAUCUUCUCCGUCUACAAUGGGGAUACAUGCUGCUAGACUCGAAGAUGACACAAUCUACUUUCAUCGAGGGUUAUUCGACUGAUGGAUCUAUUCAUUAUGCGCCUUAUAGUGAUGAUGCGCGAAUUUCACAUGCUCAUGGCUGGUCGACUGGGCCUACUUAUGCGCUUACGGCGUAUACGGCUGGUAUUCAGUUGACGGGGCCGGCGGGUAGUUCUUGGACUAUCGCGCCGCAGCUUGGUAAUUUGACGUCUGUGGAUGCGGGAUUUUCGACCGAGAAGGGGAUCUUCUCGGUCGCGCUGAAGCGUGCUCAGAAGUCUAGUGGGGGAUAUAGCCAGUUCUCGUUUAGUGUUCCUUCUGCUACUAGUGGGACUGUUAAGUUACCUGGGGCUAGUGGGACUUUGGUUUCGAAGACGGGGCAGAAGGUUAAGCUUGUGAAUGGUAUUGCUGCUGUGCCUGGUGGUAACUGGAAGCUUCAAGCAUCUAGGUCUUAG